This is a messenger RNA of Colletotrichum destructivum, 882 nucleotides long. RefSeq lists its product as uncharacterized. Lineage: Eukaryota; Fungi; Ascomycota; Sordariomycetes; Glomerellales; Glomerellaceae. The transcript is spliced from 4 exons. The record is from RefSeq and is a predicted model, not a curated record. Bases 1 to 882 code for a protein of 293 amino acids.
AUGAGUACUAUCGCUAUGCCAUUUGACCCUACGUUUACUAUGGGAAGCCGAUCAUCCUUCACCUGGCCUGGCCUUGACAACAGCGAGUCAAGCGGAGCUCUUCUCGGCCACAACCUCUCGUCACUCGGGCACGCACCAGACGCCAGUCUCACACCUCCCAGCGGAUCCAGAUCAGUAACAGCAAGCCCGCCGCGGGGAGCUCUGACGCCUGAGCAGCGAGAACUCAAGAAGCAGAGAGAUAUGGCACGCCGGGACUCGAAAGCAUCCCAGCGCGUCAGGAGGGCAGGGAGCAACCCAUAUGUCCACUCGCCACCGCUUAGCCUUCCCGACGUAUCGUCAACGAUGGGCGUCCCUGUCUACACGACAGCACCGGCACCCAUCUCCCUGCUUGCAGAACCGACCACAACGAUGGGUUCAUCGUCAUACCUGCCGUCCUACAGCCCGCCUCUAUCGGACCACGGCUACCAAAGCGGACACCCCCCGAUGGCCGCAGCUUACAACAUGGGUGGCAUGGAUUAUAGCCAAUUCCAACAACCAACACAUUAUGGAAGCCGACCGCCGAUGCCCGUUGGACAAGACCCGAGCAUGAUGUACGGCGUACCGCCCUCGAUGAGCGGCGGCCCCGGAACCCCGGACCAAGGAGGCCACGUCAGGGUAGUGCAGAGCCGACCCAAGCCCCAGUGCUGGGAGCACGGCUGCAACGGGCGACAGUUCUCGACUUUCAGCAACCUGCUGAGGCACCAGAGGGAAAAGUCAGGCCAGGCCGCCAAGGCGACGUGUCCCAACUGCGGGGCCGAAUUUACAAGGACGACGGCGAGGAACGGCCAUCUCCUCCACGACAAGUGCAAGCAACAACAGCAGCAGCAACGUCGGAACACAUAG